CCUUCAGCUUCUUCUUUUCCCUCUUUCUUCCCCUGCCCAGUCUUCCCCUCACUCCUUCUCCAGCGGGCAUCAGCUCUGCAAGUCGUGAGCGGUGGCACCGCGACCGCGGGUGCACCCAGUGUCUGCGCCCAGAUUUUAUUCAUCUGAUCCAAAAUAUCUUGUGACUGCUGGCUGGAAUUAAGAUUCUUCAGCUCAUUGUCUCUAACCGAGGAAGCAUUGAUUGGGAACUACUCAUUCAGAAAAUUAAAAGAAGGAAGCCAGAACAUACUAUCAACUCUUUGAGAACACAAUAUCACAAACUUAACUAUUUUACCACUUCAUUGAAUAGGAGAACUUACAGGGCUUUGAAGAAUGGCAGAUGAACGGAAAGAUGAAGCAAAGGCACCUCACUGGACCUCAGCUCAAUUAACAGAGGCGUCUGCACACCCACAUCCACCUGAGAUUAAGGAUCAAGGCGGGGCGGGGGAAGGACUUGUCCGAAGUGCCAACGGAUUCCCAUACAGGGAGGAUGAAGAGGGUGCCUUUGGAGAGCAUGGGUCACAGGGCACCUAUUCAAAUACCAAAGAGAAUGGGAUCAACGGAGAGCUGACCUCAGCUGAGAGAGAAACCGCAGAGGAGGUGUCUGCAAGGAUAGUUCAAGUAGUCACGGCUGAAGCUGUAGCAGUCCUGAAAGGUGAACAAGAAAAAGAAGCUCAACACAAAGACCAGCCCGCAGCUCUGCCUUUAGCAGCUGAAGAGACAGCUAAUCUGCCUCCUUCUCCACCCCCAUCGCCAGCCUCAGAACAGACUGUGGCAGUGGAGGAAGAAGAAGAAACACUAGAGGGUUGUAUGGCCGAGGAAGAGAAACCUGCCUCUCUUCCGGGGAAAGAAAGCGGGACUGCUAAGUCCUCAGACCAGCCCAAGGGCCUCAGUGAGGGCCAACUGGAGUCUAGUGCAGAGGCCCAGAUAGUUCCAGAAGAGAGCGCCCAGACAGGGGCCGUGCAUGAGAAAAGUAUAAAAGAGGUCAACGAGGUGUCUCCAGAAGUAAAAACCCCUUCCUCUGCCAGGGAAGAUUUACUUACAGCCUCGAAGAUGGAGUUCCGUGACCAGCAGGAAUUGACUUCCUCCACAGCGGAGCCUUUAGACAAGAAGGAAAAGGAGCCAGAGAAGCUAAGUGAGCCUGGUGAAGACCUUAAACAUGCUGCCUUAGUUUCUCAGCCAGAGACAGCUAAAACUUCACUCGAUAAAAAGGGCACACAAGACACAGAAGAAGAGGUAUCUCCUGCUCUGUUUGGGCACACUCUUGGUGCCAGUGUAGAAGACGUGAAACAGAAGACAGAACCAAGCCCAGCAGUGCCCGGCAUUGACCUCCCUGCGGAGGCUCCAGCUCCAAAGGAACAAAAGGACUGGUUCAUUGAAAUGCCGGUGGAAGCCAAAAAGGAUGAAUGGGGUUUAGCUGCUCCAAUAUCUCCUGGCCCCCUGACACCCAUGAGGGAAAAAGAUGUACUUGAUGAUAUCCCAAAAUGGGAAGGAAAACAAUUUGAUUCUCCUAUGCCAAGUCCCUUUCAAGGUGGAAGCUUCACUCUUCCUUUAGAUAUCAUGAAGAAUGAGAUAUUUACACAACCAUCACCUUUUGCCCCUGCCCUCUUACAGCCAGAUGACAAAAAAUCUCUUCAAGAAACCAGUGGCCCAGCUACUGCCAAAGAUAGUGCUAAAGUCGAAGAGCCCCCAAAGGAUAAAUCUGACACAAUGGCAGAAGCUCCAUUCCCAGAGGCAUUUACUUUACCCAAAGAUGCUCACAUUCCAGUUGUGGGAAAACAUGUUGUAGAGCAAGAUUUAGAGGAAGAAAAGGAGGCUAUAAAUCAAGAGAGUAUGUACAAAAAAGAGACUUCUGCCCCUAGUGAACCGGACACUACUCUUACUGAAAAGGAACCUCCACUAAAGCUAGAAGAAAAAGCAAUCAUUUCUGACAAAGAAGCUGUGCCAAAAGAAAAUGAACCCUCAAAACUAACAGAUCAAGAAACAGGUGUCCUUCAGGCCUCCACAGAGCACACUUUCUCGAAAGAAGAACUGAAAGGCAAAGAAUCUGCCACAGACAUGGUAAAACAGGACACAUGCCCUGUAAGUGUGGAACAAGAUUCACUGACGACCCCUAAGACAUUGGAGAAAGUGAUGGCUGAACCAGCUGCUGUAAGUGAAAAGAGUACAACCCAGGAACUUUUCAAAGAAACAGUUGCUGACCAAGACAGUAAGAGUGGGGCUGCAACAUCAUCUGAGCUCGACAUGCCAUUUUAUGAAGAUAAAUCAGGAAUGUCCAAGUACUUCGAAACAUCUGCCUUGAAAGAAGAAGUGACAGAAGGCAUUCAGCCAGGCAGUGAUUACUACGAACUGAGUGACACAAGAGAAAGUGCCCAGGAGUCUACUGAUACCAUAUCUCCCAUCCAUAAAAAUGGUGACAAGGAACUUGAAGCAGGAAAAGAACCCCAGCCCAGUGCUUCUGCACAAGAAGCUGGGUAUAGCACUCUUGCACAGAGUCAUCCAUCCGAUUUACCUGAAGAACCCAGUUCUCCUCAAGAAAGAAUGUUCACUAUUGAUCCAAAAGUGUAUGGGGAGAAACGGGACCUCCACAGUAAGAAUAAGGAUGACCUGACACUCAGCAGGAGUUUAGGACUUGGUGGCAGGUCUGCUAUAGAACAAAGAAGCAUGUCAAUCAAUUUGCCCAUGUCCUGCCUGGAUUCCAUAGCCCUCGGAUUUAACUUCGGUAGGGGGCAUGAUCUCUCUCCUCUGGCAUCCGAUAUUCUGACUAAUACUAGUGGAAGUAUGGAUGAAGGGGAUGAUUAUCUUCCGGCCACCACCCCUGCAGUGGAGAAAGCCCCUUGCUUCCCAGCAGAGAGCAAAGAAGAAGAACAGACAGAGGAAGAAAAAGCUACUGGUGAGCCAAAUACUCAAGUCGACACAUCGUGUGAGUCUCCUUUCCUAGCCAAAGAUUAUUACAAAAAUGGAACUGUCAUGGCCCCUGAUCUGCCUGAAAUGCUAGAUCUGGCGGGCACAAGGUCAAGAUUAGCUUCUGUGGGCGCAGAUGCUGAGGUUGCUAGGAAGAAAUCGAUUCCAUCAGAGACUGUGGUCGAGGAGAGUAGUACAGGCUUGCCCCCUGUAACUGAUGAAAACCAUGUUAUUGUGAAAACAGACAGUCAGCUGGAAGACCUGGGCUACUGUGUGUUCAAUAAAUACACCGUCCCACUCCCAUCACCUGUUCAAGACAGUGAGAAUUUAUCAGGAGAUAGUGGCUCCUUUUAUGAAGGCACUGAUGAUAAAGUUCGAAGAGAUCUCGCCACAGACCUUUCGUUGAUUGAAGUAAAGCUGGCAGCUGCUGGGAGAGUCAAAGAUGAGUUCAGUGCUGAGAAAGAAGCAUCCCCACAUAUACCUGGUGACAAAUCAGGCCUGGGAAGAGAGUUUGACCAGGAGAGGAAAGUUAAUGAUAAGCUGGAUACUGUACUAGAGAAGAGUGAAGAACAUGCUGAUUCAAAAGAGCAGGCCAAGGAAAUAGAAGAAGCUGUUGAUAAAGUUGAACCAUUUGGAUUAGAAUCGAAAGAUGCUGAGAAAGCAGAGAAAAGUCUUAGUUCAGUCCCAGAAGUGGGUGAGGUAGAACCACUCAAAAAAGCUGAACAAGGACUGGAUUUUGCUGCAAAGAAAGCUGACCAGGGGCCAUUAGAUGUUAAAAUCAGUGACUUUGGACAGAUGGCCUCAGGGCUAAAUGUAGAUGCUGGAAAAGCAACAGAACUCAAACUAGAGGCUACGCAAGACUUGACCCCCUCAUCCAAAGCACCUCAGGAGGCAGAUGUGUUUAUGGGGGUUGAGCCUGGCCAUGCGAAAGAAAGUGUCAAGGUUAGUGAGACAGAAGUCAAAGAGAAGGUAGCCAAGCCUGACUUGGUGCACCAGGAGGCUGUGGACAAAGAGGAGUCCUAUGAAUCCAGUGGCGAGCAUGAGAGCCUCACCAUGGAGUCCCUGAAACCUGACGAGGGCAAGAAGGAAACAUCCCCAGAAUCCUCUCUAAUCCAAGACGAGAUUGCCAUCAAAUUAUCAGUGGAAAUACCUUGCUCCUCUGCUGUUGCAGAGGCUGAUUUAGCCACAGAUGAGAAAGCUGAUGUCCAGAUGGAAUUUAUUCAGCUGCCUACAGAGGAAAGCAAAGAAACGCCAGAUAUAUCUGUCACGCCCUCGGAUGUUACAGAGCCAGUGCUUGAAGCAGUUGUGUCUGAACCAGCAGAGACUCAGAGUGAGGAAGAAGAGAUAGAAGCCCAAGGAGAAUACGAUAAACUGCUUUUCCGUUCAGACACCCUUCAGAUUACUGACCUGGGUAUCCCAGGUGUCAGGGAGGAAUUUGUGGAGACCUGCCCAGGUGAACACAAAGGAGUGAUUGAGUCUGUGGUGACCAUCGAGGAUGAUUUCAUCACUGUGGUGCAAACCACAACUGAUGAAGGGGAGUCAGGGUCCCACAGUGUGCGUUUUGCAGCCCUAGAGCAGCCCGAAGUGGAAAGGAGACCAUCCCCACAUGAAGAAGAAGAGCUUGAAGUAGAAGAGGCAGCAGAAGCCCAGGCAGAACCCAAGGAUGGCUCCCCAGAGGCUCCAGCUUCCCCCGAGAGAGAAGAGGUUGCACUCUCAGAAUAUAAGACAGAAACCUAUGAUGAUUACAAAGACGAGACCACCAUCGACGACUCCAUCUUAGAUGCCGACAGCCUCUGGGUGGACACUCAAGAUGAUGAUAGGAGCAUCAUGACAGAACAGUUAGAAACUAUUCCUAAAGAGGAGAAAGCUGAAAAGGAAGCUCGGAGAUCAUCUCUUGAGAAACAUAGAAAAGAAAAGCCUUUUAAAACCGGGAGAGGCAGAAUUUCCACUCCUGAAAGAAAAAUAGCUAAAAAGGAACCUAGCACAGUCUCCAGAGAUGAAGUGAGAAGGAAAAAAGCAGUUUAUAAGAAGGCUGAACUUGCUAAAAAAACAGAAGUUCAGGCCCACUCUCCCUCCAGGAAAUUCAUUUUAAAACCUGCUAUCAAAUAUACUAGACCAACUCAUCUCUCCUGUGUUAAGCGGAAAACGACAGCAGCAGGUGGUGAAUCAACUCAGGCUCCCAGUGUAUUUAAACAGGCAAAGGACAAAGUCUCUACUUCUACCUUGUCAAAGAUUCCUGCCUUACAGGGUAGCACAAAGUCCCCAAGAUACAACUCAGCCUGCCCUAGUACGACUAAAAGGGCUACAUUUUCUGACAGUUUUUUAAUACAGCCCACCUCAGCGGGCUCCACAGACCGUUUGCCAUACUCAGAAUCAGGGAACAAGGAUGGAGUAACCAAGAGUCCAGAAAAACGCUCUUCACUCCCGAGACCUUCCUCCAUUCUCCCUCCUCGCCGAGGUGUGUCAGGAGACAGAGAUGAGAAUUCCUUCUCUCUCAACAGUUCCAUCUCCUCUUCGGCAAGACGGACCACCAGGUCAGAGCCAAUUCGCAGAGCAGGAAAAAGUGGCACCUCAACACCCACAACUCCUGGAUCAACUGCCAUCACCCCUGGCACCCCACCAAGCUAUUCUUCACGCACACCAGGUACUCCUGGAACCCCUAGCUAUCCCAGGACCCCUCAUACACCAGGAACCCCCAAAUCUGCCAUCUUGGUGCCCAGUGAGAAGAAAGUAGCCAUCAUACGUACUCCUCCAAAGUCUCCUGCAACUCCCAAGCAACUUCGGCUUAUUAACCAACCACUGCCAGACCUGAAGAAUGUCAAAUCCAAAAUUGGAUCUACAGACAACAUCAAAUACCAGCCUAAAGGGGGACAGGUUAGGAUUUUAAACAAGAAGAUCGAUUUUAGCAAAGUUCAGUCCAGAUGUGGCUCCAAGGAUAACAUCAAACAUUCUGCUGGGGGCGGAAAUGUACAAAUUGUUACCAAGAAGAUAGACCUCAGCCAUGUGACAUCCAAAUGUGGCUCUCUGAAGAACAUCCGCCAUAGGCCAGGUGGUGGCCGUGUGAAAAUUGAAAGUGUAAAACUGGAUUUCAAAGAAAAGGCCCAAGCUAAAGUCGGUUCACUGGACAAUGCUCACCAUGUCCCCGGAGGCGGCAAUGUCAAGAUUGACAGCCAAAAGUUGAACUUCAGAGAGCAUGCGAAGGCCCGUGUGGACCAUGGGGCUGAGAUCAUUACACAGUCCCCAGGCAGAUCCAGUGUGGCAUCGCCCCGACGACUCAGCAACGUCUCCUCUUCUGGAAGUAUCAACCUUCUCGAAUCUCCUCAGCUUGCCACUUUGGCUGAGGAUGUCACUGCUGCACUCGCUAAGCAGGGCUUGUGAAUAUUUCUCAUUUAGCAUCGAAGUAAUAAUACUUAGGCAUGAGCUCUUGGCAGGAGUGGGCUCUGAGCAGGUGUUAUAUUCAUUCUUUACAAAUCAUAAAAUAAAUAAUCUCAUCCCCAAA
Molecule: messenger RNA, 6421 nt
Organism: Tupaia belangeri chinensis (Chinese tree shrew)
Lineage: Eukaryota; Metazoa; Chordata; Mammalia; Scandentia; Tupaiidae
Gene: MAP2
Product: microtubule associated protein 2
Exons: 19
Coding region: 352-6300 (1982 amino acids)
Biological process (GO): neuron projection development; microtubule cytoskeleton organization
Cellular component (GO): neuron projection
Molecular function (GO): microtubule binding
Source: RefSeq, a predicted model, not a curated record